GGGCAGGAGCAUGGAGCGGGCGAGGAGCCCCCGAGCACAGCCCACGUCUCUCCCUGCUGCACCCAGCAGCCCCACGGCGCCCAGGCGUCUCGCCAAAGCUUCCCUUUUCCCCACACCUACCCCUUUCUGUCCUGCAGGAUGAUGAGGAGAUCCCCCAGAUUCCCCAGUGUAGCCUGGGAGAAGGAUGGGGCUCCCCAGGAGAGCAGGUCUCCACCGGAGCCCCACGAGGUGUGCGUGGUCCAGCCACUGGUGACUGAUGCCAGCUGGUUGCCUGUGUACACACAGGAGAAGCAAAGCGUGGACUUCAUCCAAGCCUUUGCCAGCAGCCCAGAAAAGGAGGAGGGCCAGAAGAUGAAGUUUCUUGAGAGCAUCUGCAGCCUGUGCAGAACCGCCAAGCACCAUGGCUUGUCACAGGGCCUGGAUAUCUUCUGCCACGGAUACGAGCUGGCAGAGAAGGUCAAGGAGCUGGUGGAACAAGAGCCCAGGGACCAGCUGCGCACAGCAGUGCGGCAACUUGCCAUGCUUGCCAUCGCCGAAUUGAGCUCAGUGCAGACGGUGCUGGAGGGCAAAGAGAAAAGCAGUCUACAUGCCUGCUGCUUGAGUGUCUUGGGGCUUCCUCCAGCAGAGGAAAUGGAGGGACUGGACACUUCCCUCUACUUCAGGACCCUGAAUGCCAUGGACACCAUGCUGGAGACAAUGGUGCUCAGCUCUCCUGCCUCCAGAGUCAGCAAGGAGAACUUGCAGAGUAUCUUUCAGGUGCUGUUGGCUUUCACCAGCUCUGAGAGACCAGCUGUGCUUGAGAGGACCGUGGGCAGGAUUAGGAUGCUGAGCCAUUUGCUGGCCAGCUAUUCCUCGCUGGAGGCUGCUCAAAAUGAGGACAGACAUGCCUCCUGCAGAGAGAUCCUCAUCCCAGUCCUCGGGCAGCUGCUUGGACGUCUCCUCCUGCUCGUGUCAUCUGGGGAAGAAAAGACCAGCCGUGUGGCUUUGGAUGCCCUUUUCUCCCUUUUCCUAUUCACCCGCCAGCAAAAAUGCACGACACUGUCGGAGGAGAAUGCACAGCUGCCAGCGGCUUGGGAAGCCGAGACCACCUCCUUGUGCUGUUCACCCACCGCCAGAGACUUUGCCAUGGCCUUUGCAAAAUACCUUCAACCAUCUGAGAGGACAGACAUCGUCCUCACAAUCAUUGAUACCCUGAGAGAAUUAAAUGCCAAGAAAAAGCCGCUGGGCAGCAGUGUGAUGGACGUGGUCAUGGCAGACCCUCACGUCUGGCUGACAGAUGUGCCAAAGAUCAUGAGCUGCAUCUAUGAAUCCUGGGAAUACGUGACCAUGGAGUCAGGCCAGCGUAGCAUGGAGUCACUGCUGCUCCUGAUGGCUAACCAGUGCCCUGGGGACGUUGUCACCACGCUGCUGAAGAUCGCUCCACGAGGAGACAGCACUGCCCUGGCACUGUGGGAGGUGAUGCUCUCCACAGCCCAGACCUUGGAGAAGGUUCUGAAGGAGCUGUUCAUCAAACUCCAGGACCGGCAAAACAGGCUCUUCUACACAUACCAGGAGGACACCUGUUUCGUUCGCUUGGCUCUGCUGACCUGCACUGAUUUGGAGGAUGAGGAAUUCUCUCCAAUGUACAAAGUCUUGAGGUUUCUGAGGGAUCCAAGCCCAGCAGUGCUCUCAUUGGUGCUCAGGAGCCUCAUGACGCUGUCAGAGAGAGCUGAGAUGGCAAGAAAAAUGGAGGUCUUCAUGCCAGACAUGAUGAAGGUCCUGGAGGACGGCAACACAAAUAUCAAGAUGAAGUCCCUGGUGGUCUCGCGAAACGUCAUAGGUCACCUGAAGACAAAGGCCAGCCCCAUCGCUGUCCAGCUGAUGGAGAAGCUCCUGCCCCUCUUUGCUGAGGGCUUCGGCGAGGUGAGAGAGCUCUCCAUCAGCCUCUUCAGAGACCUAAUGAAGACUGUGGUGAGGAAGAACAAGAGGCAGAUGAAGACAAAAGUGGAAAUGGGCUUGCUCCCUCUCAUCUUUCACAUGAGUGACCAAAUCCACAGCGUGGCCAAGGCCUCCAGGGAAGCCCUCCUCGCUGCAGCAGAGCUCCUCAAGUGGAAAAAGCUCAAACACCUGCUGCAGAGCCAUCAGACAUGGAGGAUUGCAGAGUGCUUGCUACAGCGGGACAGGCGCAGGACCGAAGAGUACUUGAAUCAGAGCCUGCCGUACCUGGAGGAUGCUCAGGCCACCUUGCGAGCAACGGCCGUCAGGUUCAUCGGGCUUGCUGGGCAGCUCCUGAAGGACCAAAGGGAGGAGAAGCUGGCUGAGAUCUGCCACACCCUUCAGACCUUGGAGGAAGACAAUGAACCCUCCAUCUGUUCCCUGGCAGCUCAGACCACCUCCAUCCUGAGCACUCCAAGGGUGCGGCAAACGUCACGAUGCACCCUGCGAUCACUGUGCUGCUGGUGCUGCUAAGCCAGGCAGAGGUGCAGCUCUUCUCCAGAGAACGGCUGCAAUUCAAUAAAGCUGGAA
Molecule: messenger RNA, 2505 nt
Organism: Falco peregrinus (peregrine falcon)
Lineage: Eukaryota; Metazoa; Chordata; Aves; Falconiformes; Falconidae
Product: maestro heat-like repeat family member 5
Exons: 19
Coding region: 139-2448 (769 amino acids)
Cellular component (GO): cytoplasm
Source: RefSeq, a predicted model, not a curated record